AAUCCAAUCGACGCGCCAUCUGUGUUGUUUAUUCCCCCAGUGUUUUUUUCAUGCUGGGGUUUGUGCUGUAAGCGAAAAUUUUCUUCUAAAACCCCACACAAAAUUGUGGAGUGCUCCAAAUUACACAUCAUUCCUCGCCGUGGGACAAGUGGCAAUCGCUGUGCUAAACACGCCGAUAUCUUGCAAUGGGAGACGAAUUCGACGGUUGCGAGUGCAUCUGGAGCCAUGAGCUGGCGAUGAGGCGUCUCCUGACGCUGCUCAGGCAGAACCAGAACUACUGCACAGACACGGAGUGCGUGGACUUGCCGGCAUCGAAUCCGGACGGAAUGGGAACGGGAUUCACCACGAUGACCAUGUUCAUCGUCUUCGCUGUGAUACUCUACAUGAUGCGACCGCGAAGCCUGCGCCGGAACGCCCACGUGGCGGAGAAGCCGCUGGCCAAUCGCCCCGGCGGCAGUGAUGACGGCGGCCCGCCGCCGCCCACAGUCGGCUGAGAAGCGCGCCGCGCGCGUGUUUCUGCUGCACAAAUCUUGCGUACUUUCGGUCUCUGUCCUCUUUAUUUUCUUCAAUCCCAAACACGUAAAAUCUCCCGGCGAUGCUUUCAGUGAACAGAAGUGAGUGUAUAGGAAGUGGAUUUGAAUAAAUAUGAUUCCUACCGUCAA
Molecule: messenger RNA, 662 nt
Organism: Phlebotomus argentipes
Lineage: Eukaryota; Metazoa; Arthropoda; Insecta; Diptera; Psychodidae
Product: small integral membrane protein 14
Exons: 2
Coding region: 186-494 (102 amino acids)
Cellular component (GO): endoplasmic reticulum
Source: RefSeq, a predicted model, not a curated record